AAUGGCUGAGUACGUACAUACGUAUACCCGUUGAGUCUUCACCCUUUUCUCAGAAUUAACUUCUCAUGAAAUGCCUUAUGAAAUGUGACUCAACUCUACUACCUCUGCCACUAUCAUCCGCUUUCGCCAUCGGAUAUCAACUUCUUUGCCGGUCUUUGAGUUCGUCAAGUUCCACAGAUCAACGUAAAUGGAACCCAAAGACCAGUGUGAUCAUUACGAACCCAACUUUAUUUGCCAUGGAGUCUUGCGCCACCAUGCUCGAGAUGAAGCAAAUUCAAGCUCAAAUGACUCGCACUGGCCUCAUUACCGACACUUUUCCGGCGAGCCGGGUCUUAGCCUUCUGCGCUCUCGCUGAUUCGGGCGACAUUCGCUACGCGCACGCUUUCUUUAACCAGAUUGAGAAACCCAAAACUUAUAUGUGGAAUACAAUGAUCAGAGGCUAUUUGAAAGCUCAAUUUCCUGAAAAGGGGUUUUCCUUCUUUGGCCAGAUGGUCCGGGAAGGCGUCGAAAUGGACAGGCUUAGCUUUGUUUGGGUGCUUAAGGCAUGUGGGAACUUUCCGGGAAUUUCAAAGGGAAACUUGGUCCACUGUGCGAUUUGGAAGAUGGGUUUCGAUAUCGAUUUGCUAGUACGAAAUGGGCUUAUACACUAUUAUGCUGAUCGUGGUUGUUUAUUAGUUGCACGCAAAGUGUUUGAUGAAAGUUCUGUUAGGGAUGUCGUUACUUGGACUACGUUGAUUGAUGGGUACACGGCCCGUGAUUGCUUGGAUAAGGCUACGCAAGUAUUUGAUUCAAUUUUGUUAAGUAAUGUUAAGCCGAAUGAGGUUACUAUGAUUGCAAUGCUCUCGGCUUGCAGCAGUAAAGGGGAUAUGCGCAUGGGAAAGCGUAUCUAUUAUUAUAUUACGAUGGAGAAUGUAAAUUGCAGCCUUAAUUUGCUCAAUGCUACAUUGGAUAUGUUUGUGAAAUGUGGUCUCUUGAUCGAAGCAAGGAAGAUUUUUGACAAUAUGAAAACCAAGGAUGUGUUUUCGUGGACUAGCAUGGUUAAUGGGUAUGCUAAAUGGGGAGAUUUAGAUUCUGCAAGAAGCUUCUUCGUCUGCAUGCUUGAAAAGAAUGUGAUAUCUUGGACUGCAAUGAUUGCAGGCUAUUCUCAAAAUAAUCAACCAAAGGAAGCCCUGAAAUUGUUUCAGGACAUGAUGAAAGCAGGUUUGUUUCCAAUAGAGAAUACUUUAGUGUGUGUUAUCUCUGCGUGUGGCCAACUGGGUUGCCUGGAUUUGGGCCAGUGGGUUCACAGGUGUUGCAUCAACCCUAAAGGGGUUCAACAAAGUGUCAUAUUAAGUAAUGCACUUAUAGACAUGUAUGCCAAAAGUGGGGGUAUUCAUACAGCUGCAAGUCUCUUUAAUGAAAUGCCACUGAGAAAUUUGGUUUCUUGGAAUACUAUGAUUGGGGGAUAUGCUUCACAUGGUUAUGCCAAGCAAGCACUUAUCCUCUUUGAGCAAAUGAAACAAUCAGGAUUUGAGCCCGACUCUAUCACAUUCGUAGCUGUCUUGUCUGCCUGUAGCCAUGGUGGAUUAGUCUCUGAAGGUAGAGAGUACUUCAAAAGCAUGAUAAGGGAUUAUAAAUUAGAGCCCAGAGAAGAACAUUAUGCUUGCAUGAUAGAUUUACUUGGUCGAAUUGGACUGCUGGACGAAGCUUAUCAUUUGAUCACAAAUAUGCCAAUGUUACCAUGUGAAUCAGCUUGGGGUGCUCUUCUUAGUGCUUGUAGGAUGCAUGGAAAUGUUGAGCUGGCUAAGCUUUCAGCUCAUAAACUUUUAGAAAUGGAUCCCCAAGACAGUGGUAUCUAUGUAUUGCUGGCUAAUACCUUAGCUAAUAACAAAAGAUGGGCUGAUGUGAGGAGGGUUAGGAGCAAGAUGAGAGAGAUGGGGGUCAAGAAGAGUCCUGGUCGUAGCUUGAUAGAAAUAGAGGGUGAAUUCCAUGAAUUUUUGGCUGGGGAUGAUUCACACCCUCGGUCCAAAGAGAUUUAUAAAAUAAUAAAUAAUAUAUUAUUGCUCUCUGAUUUGAGGGACUACAUACCUUAAACAUGUUAAACAUCUUUAUGCAUAUAGGAUGAUGAUUCCCAACAAGAGUAAUGCAUAUAGGACUCAGUUUUAGUUUGCAUAAAAACAAUUUUGAGACUUAAUUGGAUAGGUGUCUACUACCAAUUUUGAUUAUUUUCAUUCAUUUUUUUUCAUCCACUCUUUUUAAGCUUUUGAUGAGCUAAGCUAGUUUGUAUUUUUUUCUCCUUCCAAUUUUGUUUUUCAAAAAAUUAGGAAAGAAAAGAGAAAGAGCAUCUUUAACUUCAAACUCCUCCCCUCACCAGCCCCUUAACAAUUUAUUAUUAUU
Messenger RNA from Humulus lupulus (European hop), 2376 nucleotides. Its product is annotated as pentatricopeptide repeat-containing protein At2g22410, mitochondrial-like. NCBI's taxonomy places the organism in Eukaryota, Viridiplantae, Streptophyta, Magnoliopsida, Rosales, Cannabaceae. The record is from RefSeq and is a predicted model, not a curated record. Gene Ontology annotation, biological process: RNA modification. Bases 66 to 2072 code for a protein of 668 amino acids. Gene Ontology annotation, molecular function: RNA binding; protein binding. The transcript has a single exon.